Molecule: messenger RNA, 3651 nt
Organism: Engraulis encrasicolus (European anchovy)
Lineage: Eukaryota; Metazoa; Chordata; Actinopteri; Clupeiformes; Engraulidae
Gene: vps16
Product: VPS16 core subunit of CORVET and HOPS complexes
Exons: 24
Coding region: 148-2655 (835 amino acids)
Biological process (GO): intracellular protein transport; endosomal transport; vacuole fusion, non-autophagic
Cellular component (GO): endosome; lysosomal membrane; HOPS complex
Molecular function (GO): actin binding
Source: RefSeq, a predicted model, not a curated record
ACUACUCCGGAAGUAAGAGGUUUGGGUCGGAGAGAAUGGAAGAAAAACAAAACAAAAAAUAGCCAAAUAUAUCGUAGGUUUGGUUGGCCUGAUAACCAAAUCAGAUUUCUGUUUAUCUGAUCCGUCAACUACUGCACUGGUGGAAGUAUGGCGUUUGUCACGGCGAACUGGAACCCUCUCGGGGAGGCAUUUUACAGGAAGAUUGAGCUGUAUGAGAUGGGCUGGAACCUGAGGGAUGGCCUGAGAGACUGUCUGAUAGCAGCCGCACCCUAUGGGGGACCCAUUGCUCUCCUGCGUGAGCCACAGAGGCGUUCUCCAAGUGCCCGCCCCCAGCUAGAAAUCUACUCGGCCUCUGGAUCCACGCUCGCCAGCUUCGCGUGGAAGAGUGGUGUGGUGCGUCAGCUGGGCUGGACGGUGUGUGACGACCUGCUGUGUAUCCAAGAGGACGGCACGGUGCUCAUAUACGACCUCUAUGGAACCUUCAAGAGGCACUUCAGCAUGGGCAACGAGGUUGUUCAGAACCAGGUUCUGGAAGCGAAGGUGUUCCAUUCUCCGUACGGAACCGGCGUUGCCAUCAUCACCGGAGCAUUCCGGGUCACCCUGGCAACCAACAUCGAUGACCUGAAGCUGCGCAGGCUUCCGGAAGUCCCAGGCCUGAUGGAGGCGCCGUCGUGCUGGGCCGUGCUGACUCAGGACCGGCAGAGCAAAGUGCUGCUGGCCUACGGAGCUGAUUUAUACCUACUGGACAACACAUCCUGCAUACCAGUGACUCCUCCAGGUCUGUCUCCUCAGGCUAACAGCAUCGUGUCCAUGUGCGUGUCGUUCAGCUAUAAGUACCUCGCUCUCUUCACCGAUACUGGACACGUAUGGAUGGGAUCCGCCAACCUCAAGGACAGACUGAGUGAGGUGGAUACGAAAGUCAGGAGUCCACCGAAGCAGAUGGCUUGGUGUCGCAGGCCUAAGAGCGAGCAGCCGUCCGUUGUCAUCAUGUGGGAUCGGCACCUCCUGGUGGUGGGCACCUGUAAAGACACCAUCCAAUAUCACCUUGACGACGAGACGGUGCUGGUUCCGGAGUUAGACGGCGUUCGACUGAUCAGCAGCACACACCACGAACUACUACAGGAAGUACCCAGUGCGUGUGAAGAGAUCUUCAAGAUCGCCUCCAUGGCCCCCGGAGCUCUGCUGCUGGAGGCACACAAGGAAUACGAGAAAGAGUCUCAGAAGGCGGAUGAGUAUCUUCGUGAGAUAAAAGAGCAAAGCCUUCUGGGAGAAGCCGUACGCCAGUGUGUAGAAGCGGCCGGACAUGAGCACGAACCCGACACACAGAAAACACUACUACGGGCCGCCUCCUUUGGGAAGUGUUUCCUCAGUGGUUUUCCUCCAGAGCAGUUUGUGAGCAUGUGCAGAGACCUGCGGGUGCUCAACGCAGUCCGAGACUACAUCGUCGGGAUACCCCUCACACACACACAAUUUAAGCAGAUGACCACACAGGUGCUGAUCGACAGGCUGGUGUACCGUAAGCUGUAUCCUCUGGCCAUCGAGGUGUGUCGCUACCUGAAGAUUCCGGAAUACCAGGGCGUCAGCAGAGUUCUCAAACACUGGGCCUGCUGCAAGGUGCAGCAGAAGGAGGAGGCUGACGAGGUGGUGGCGAGGGCUGUGAGUAUUAAACUGGGUGAGGCGGCAGGAAUCUCCUACUCCGAAAUCGCCACCAAGGCCUACGAAUGCGGACGCACCGAACUGGCCAUCAAGUUGUUGGAGUAUGAGCCUCGGUCAGGAGAGCAGGUGCCCUUGUUGCUCAAGAUGAAACGAAGCCAGCUGGCACUCAGCAAAGCUAUCGAGAGCGGAGACACGGACCUGGUGUACACGGUGGUGACGUACCUGAAGAACGAGAUGAACAGAGGAGAUUUCUUCAUGACCCUCAGGAACCAACCUGUCGCCCUCAGCCUCUACAGACAGUUCUGUAAGCAUCAGGAGCAGACGACCUUGAAGGACCUCUUCAACCAGGACGAUGACCACCAGGAGCUGGGCAACUUCUACGUCAAGGCCAGCUACAAAGAAAAGAGGUUGGAGGCCCGCCUGUCACUGCUGCAGAGUGCUGUGGACGAAUACAAUAAAGCCAAGAACGAGUUCGCUGCCAAGGCGACGGAGGAUGAGAUGCGGUUGCUAAGGUUCCAUCGUCGUCUGGAGGAGGAUAAGGGAGAGCACCUGAUGGGCAUGAGUCUGCAGGACACGCUGCAGAUACUGCUGUCUAUAGGCCUCCACAAGCAGGCAGAACAGCUGUACAAGGACUUCAGAGUCCCAGACAAGAGGUACUGGUGGCUGAAGCUGACGGCUCUUGCUGAUAAAGAGGACUGGGAGGAGCUGGAGAAGUUUGCAAAGAGCAAGAAGUCACCCAUCGGAUACCUGCCGUUCGUGGAGGUGUGUGUGAAGAGACACAACAAGUACGAGGCCAAGAAAUACGUGUCAAAGGUCACGCCAGAACAGAAGGUCAAAGCUCACCUGGCCGUCGGUGAUCUGGAGGGGGCUGCUGAGGUGGCAAUAGAGCGUCGUAAUGAGAAUGAGAUCAGCACCGUUCUGUCCCAGUGUUCCGCCUCGUCCGACCGGGCCCUUCUGGACCGCCUCAACCGGGCACGCAACGCCACCGGCAAGAAGUGACCUCUGAACCCCUGACCUUUUAAUUUGACCCCUCCUCCAUCACAUACCACUGGAACGCCUCCACCAAGAAGUGACCCCUGAACCCUGACCUCCUGACCCCUGCUCCUCAGUGCCGCCACCUCCGCCCGCCUGUCCUCCUCGAACACAGCACAUGACAACAUGUCCUCCUGUCCUCCUCGAACACAGCACAUGACAACAUGUCCUCCUGUCCUCCUCGAACACAGCACAUGACAACAUGUCCUCCUGUCCUCCCAUGUGCUUGUGGCCUGGAGAUGACGUCAUUGACGAUAGACGCUUAAUUCCAUAUCUCGCACAGGCACAAUUCAGGGGUCAUUUUUGCUAGGCUGAUGGCGGAUAAACGUUUUUUUUUUCUUUUCUCCGUGGAGGUGGGUCAUCAGCGAAGCGCGAGGUCUCAAGCACAGGGUCGAGGACAGUAGUCAAGAUAAUGGAAUGCACCCAUCAUGUAUUGGCCGGGAUGUUCUGUUCUGGACUGACUGAAACGACCCGGUACAGCCCUGCAAGCAUCUCUUAGAGACUGUUCCAGAUGGAAACCAGACAGAAAUAAUAAUCAAAAAAACAAUGAAAUUAAUAAAAAUGUGAAAUAAUGACUGAAUAGAACACAGCUGUAUGUGUCAAAAGAAGACUGUGUUGAUCUCAUGCACUGCAUAAAUGGUAUACACAGUAGUCGAUGGUGGAUCCACAUGGUAACUGUACAGUCUGAUGCAUAUUCUAUAUAGUGUAUGAUGGACCCAUAUGACAACAGCAUAAUGUAUACAGUCUAUGGUGGAUCCAUAUGAUGACCGCACAUUUUAUACCAGGGGUUCCCAACCUAUUCAAAUUCGGGGCCCACCUCUGGGCCAAUAAGCAACACAACUGAAAUAAAUCGACAGCAACAAAACACUCACAGAUAUCAUUUGGAUUUUCUUGAAACUUUUCAAGGCCCACUUGGAAUAUCUUGGGCCCUGGCCCACAAUUUGAGAAUCGCUCUUCUAUUCU